UAGAUAGUGGAAUACACUUAGUUCCACAUAACAUGCUCUUUGCAUACCUGUCAUUUCCCUCCUUUGGUACCUAGUUGCCCCCUGGGGAAUCAGAUGUUUUGUGAAGUGACAAGGAAAGAAGUUGCAUUGGUUGGCAUUUGUUCCCAAGUGUGUGUUUACAUGUUGGUUUGCUUUUUAAAAUACAGAUUAAAGGGAGGCGGAUAUAGUGAAGCAGCAGUAAUCCACAGCAGUAGAAAAAUGUAAGUAGCUGCAAAGAAAACUUUCCCAGGGGGGAAAAAAAGCUGCAACGCCUGUGGGCAGCCAGUGAAGAAUGGCCAAUAAGAUUCAAGCACCAUUCCUGGAUGGCUCCUGUUCUGACCCUGCGGAAGAUAGGGACUCGGAGGGUGGCAUUGUGACUAAACAUCAGGACUCUGGUAGCGAUCAGAGCGAGCCUAAGAUGGUUGCCAAAUGUUUGGGUGAGGAUGCUGAACCUUUGGAAAUGCCAGCAGAGCCUGCUGUUCCAUGCCAAGUCACAAAAAUGAAAGUGAAACAUGAAGAGGAGCCAAAAACGGAGGCAGCCUUGGUGCCACCUCCAGUGGAGGUAGCUGCUGCUGUUCCAGUGCCACCCUUGAACGAAGGGAAGGGAGCAAAACGGAUGAUGGAAGAUGAUGCCGAAGCUUUUAAAGAAAUGCCUGAUGUUUGCCAGGAAGCCAGAGAGCCAAGAAGGGCUAUGCUGCUGCCUGACCUCUUUGGAGAAGCCCAGGAAGCACACAGCAGUUUGGAUGUCAGCCGGGCAGGGGGCUGCACAAAGGUGGAACAGGCUAUUCCGUGCUUGUCCAACACAGUCUCAGAAAAUCAGCGCAAACGCUUUCGGGGUUUCGCCUAUAAAGAGACUGAAGGUCCCCAAGUGGCUUAUGAGCGGCUCCAGGAAUUGUUGUUCCAGUGGUUGAAACCAGAGGCCCGCAGCAAAGAAGAAAUAGUUGAGCAGCUAGUCCUCGAGCAGUUCCUGAACCUCCUCCCUGAUGAUGUCCAGAAAUGGGUCCGGGAGCGUCAUCCAGAAAAUGGGGAUGAAGCUGUCGCCUUGGCAGAAGACUACCAGUUUCUGCAUCCUGAGCCUGGACGGCAGCCCUAUCCGGAGAGAGCAAGGCAGCGGGCUUCAGCAAGAAGUUGGCUACGCUGAAGUCUCAGGAAUAGGCAGGCAGGCAGGGCUAUUUGUAAGGGAAGGGACCCUUAGGGGUAGGAAGUCUGGUCAGCUGAUGGCUGCCCUGCUCAGACGUUUGCUACUACUCAAAGCUAAAGAGACAUGAUUUCUGGCAGCUAUUGUAUUUCUUGUAUACCAAGUUCUAUAGGUGAUGCUUUGCAUGACAAUAAAAGGCUGAUCUAUUUGAAAAUGUA
Messenger RNA from Pseudonaja textilis, 1374 nucleotides. NCBI's taxonomy places the organism in Eukaryota, Metazoa, Chordata, Lepidosauria, Squamata, Elapidae. The record is from RefSeq and is a predicted model, not a curated record.